UAUCGAGUGGCGAGCCUAGCAGAUGAGAGAGAGAGAGAAGAGAGAGACAGAGAGAGCAACUCCCGUGUCCACUCCUCGCGUGAGAAAGAAGCGGUAGGUGUGCGCGUGGCAGAGGGAUCCAAUUCCUCUGACUUCUCAGAGAUGGCGGCGUCGGAGGGGGCAGCGGCGGAGGGGUCGGUGAUCGCGAUCCACAGUCUGGACGAGUGGAGCAUCCAGAUCGACGAGGCUAACAGCACCGACCCCAAGAAGCUGGUGGUGAUUGACUUCACUGCGACGUGGUGCGGACCAUGCCACGUCAUGGCUCCAAUUUUUGCUGAUCUCGCCAAGAAGUUUCCAAAUGUCGUUUUCCUGAAGGUUGAUGUUGAUGAAAUGAAGACUAUUGCUGAGCAAUUCAGUGUUGAGGCCAUGCCGACUUUCCUGUUCGUGAAGGGGGGUGACGUUAAGGACAGGGUUGUUGGCGCAGUGAAGGAAGAGCUGGUGAAGAAGCUUGAGCUACAGAUGGCCCAGUAGGCCAGUGAUGCUAUAGUGAAGUAUUAUUCGCCUAAAUAAGAAGACCCUUCCAAACUCAUGGAGGGCUAGUGCCUUUGUAAUGGUACUUCGUAUGCAGUGUUUUUUUUUUUUUUGAAAGCCUACUUCAUAUGCAGUGUUUAUAUAUUUAGUUUCUCAAUAAUAAUGGCAUAAUGCCUUGCUUGAUCCAA
Molecule: messenger RNA, 698 nt
Organism: Phragmites australis (common reed)
Lineage: Eukaryota; Viridiplantae; Streptophyta; Magnoliopsida; Poales; Poaceae
Product: thioredoxin H-type-like
Exons: 3
Coding region: 142-510 (122 amino acids)
Source: RefSeq, a predicted model, not a curated record